Molecule: messenger RNA, 1221 nt
Organism: Cornus florida
Lineage: Eukaryota; Viridiplantae; Streptophyta; Magnoliopsida; Cornales; Cornaceae
Exons: 8
Coding region: 169-720 (183 amino acids)
Biological process (GO): P450-containing electron transport chain
Cellular component (GO): mitochondrion
Molecular function (GO): 2 iron, 2 sulfur cluster binding
Source: RefSeq, a predicted model, not a curated record
AUGUGAUAUUUUAAGCUCUAAAAGAAGGAAUUGAACUCUCUCUCCAUAUCUCUCGUUCGUGCUUUCAACUUCCAAAAUAAACCGUAGAAAACCCAAGAAUCGACGCCAAAGUCCUCAAAAACUCAUCUGCAGCAACUCAGCAACGCCAGAGACAGCUGCCACGAUAUUAUGUUCAUUUCCAAAUUCUCGAAGCUCGGAGCUCUGGUGAUCAAAGGUUUAGCUAAAGCAGGUCCAUUGACAUCUAGACCAAGAACGUCAUAUUUUCAUAUCUUGCGUGAUCGCUCUCUGCAGCCCCUGAGGCAUGGUCGUUUUUUUACCACGGCUUCUGAUAAAGCUCAAGAAGACGGGAAUGAAGAAAAGCAAAAAAUAUCCGUGACUUUUGUUGACAAAGAUGGCGAAGAGAAGCAUAUUAAGGUCCCCAUUGGAAUGUCUAUGUUGGAGGCUGCUCAUGAGAAUGAUAUAGAACUUGAAGGAGCAUGUGAAGGAUCCCUUGCUUGUUCUACUUGUCAUGUGAUUGUGAUGGAUAUGGGGUACUACAAUAAACUAGAUGAUCCAACUGAUGAAGAGAAUGACAUGCUAGAUCUUGCUUUUGGCCUUACAGAGACGUCUCGUCUAGGUUGUCAAGUUAUCGCACAACCCGAACUUGAUGGAGUUCGAUUAGCACUGCCUCCGGCUACACGAAACUUUGCUGUCGAUGGGUAUAAGCCAAAACCACAUUAGAAGUCCUGGAUAGAAAAAUAGGCUGGAAAGAAGAUUUUGAGUGUAAAGGACAGGCUCUUGCCAGUUUUGUAGCAUCUCCAUCUUAGAGAAUUGAAGGGUCUUGGACCCUGUAGUAGCGAGUAUACGCUACUGAUAAUUCCUUGGUACAUUGUUCACUUCAUAUUUAUUUUUUCCCCAAAUUCGAUACUGCCAUGUAUGUCAUAGGCAUAUUGACCUCAUAGAAACAGGCAGCUUUGCUCGAGUGGCUGACUCAUUUUAUUGGUCGGUUUCUGGUGACAGCUAUUGGUAAUGGUGCGCGGUUCUGUUUCAAUACGCGGUUUGGUCUAAUAAGAAGAGUACACCUUGAUUUUCCUUGGUACUGCUGGAACAUUUUAGUUCAAAGUUGAUGCACAAAACUUGUUAGCUCUUUUAACUUAGCCCUCAUCAGGAAGUACAACCCACUUGUUGAUUCUUAGUGGUCCAAAUUCAUAUGAUAUGGUUUACAGUUUUGUUUUGUGGGUA